Medioppia subpectinata is the source of this 1099-nucleotide messenger RNA. The record is from the annotation of a GenBank genome assembly. NCBI's taxonomy places the organism in Eukaryota, Metazoa, Arthropoda, Arachnida, Sarcoptiformes, Oppiidae.
AACCUUUUUUUGUUUUAUUAAUUAAAUAUUACUAAUUAUCUGUGAUUAGUGUCCGCUCCCGAAGACAUCGAUGACUGUCGGCGGCAACACAGCGGUGGCCAACCGUAUGGCAAACGCCGGCCGACGGCUGUCACAGCACUUUCCCUAUGCGUUCAGUCAGUGUUUGGCUGAGGUCACCAACACAUCCACCGAAGACACCGCACACACACUCUCUAUCCCUUUCGCAGACACACUGACCACAAUGUCGGCGGCCAUCGAGUCCUCCGAUCGCAAUAACAUACACGAAGAGCGGUUCCAAUACACGGAUCAGUGGACGAUCACCACAAAGAAGUCCCAUAUAUUGCAGUCGAAAUGUGUGUCGCCUUUCAUUUGCGACAAAACCAAAGACACUGUCAAUGGCUUGUCAUCGGAAGCGGCGGUCGAUUUGGACAGAGUUUGCAUGUGUUGCCGGUAUGAGUAUCUGCUAUCGAUGCCACACAUGCCGGACAUGACUUACGCCAACAAUUGGCUUAUUGUUGACCACAAGACGGGCUUUUCGUUGCGUUUCAAUUGCUUGGAUGCGCUGCGAGUGGUGUCCAAAGAGUUGCCCCGACAUCUGAAAGUGGACGCCGCCGACGAUUGGAUGAAAUCGCGGGCCGACAGCCAAUACACACGCUUUACGGCCAAACCAUUUGACUGGACGUUCACCACCGACUACAAGGGCUCAGCGGUGAGCGUCGCCGACGGCACUGAUGUGGCCACCGAUGGCUCGGCGGGCGUGGAGUUCGCGCCGACUGAUGAGCGCAUAAACAUCGAGCGUCUGAAGCGUAAGGACGAUAUACUCUUCUACGACGACGUGGACCUGUUUGAGGACGAGUUGGCCGAUCACGGAGUGGCCAAGUGUUCGGUCAAAAUUCGAGUGAUGAAACAAUCAUUUUUCAUAUUAAUGCGAUUCUUCCUCCGCAUCGACAACGUAUUGGUCCGCAUGAAUGACACCCGACUGUACCACGAGGUUGGCACAGACUUUAUAUUACGCGAGUAUACGAAUCGGGAGGCGUUCGUGAAGGACCUGCACAUACCGGCGCCCGUACUCAUAGAUCCCGUACAACUGGCCAACCAU